AUGGCAGAGAAUCUGCGGUCUUACCUUCACUGGGCAGCGUCUCCGCUCAUCGUCAAUGCCCCCAUGGGAGGCUAUGGGGGCGGAAAGCUUGCAGCCAGAGUCACACAAGCCGGUGGUCUUGGAAUGAUAGGCUCUAUCAUGCACGACGACCUAGAGAGAGAGCUUGCUGUUGCACAGGAAGCAUUGGGGCCAAUACAGGGGGGCCAUCCUCUCCCUAUUGGCGUGGGCGUACUGCCCUUCGUCGCGGAAAUCGACCUUGUUCUCCCAAUCUUACAGCAAUAUCAACCGGCAGUAUUAUGGUUGUUUGCUGCUAAGGAGCUAGAGGACUACGCAGUAUGGGCUGGCAGAGUCCGUGAAGUUUCUCCGCAAUCGAAGAUAUGGAUUCAAACUGGCACAGUAUCCGCGGCGUUGAAAAUUGCACAGCUGGCAAAACCCGACGCGUUGAUUCUGCAGGGGGCAGACGCUGGAGGUCAUGGCUUUGAGAGAGGAGCAAGCAUGGUGUCCCUCUUACCAGAGGCGAGCGAUGUCUUGACAAAGGCCGGUCUGGGCAAUAUUCCCCUGCUCGCUUCUGGUGGCAUCGCUGAUGCUCGUGGUGCUGCCGCUGCCUUCACCCUUGGAGCAGCCGGAGUAGUCCUUGGAACCAGGUUUCUGGCGGCGAGAGAGACAAUUGUACCGCCCGGUUAUCGAGAUCUCGUGCUUGCUGCGAGCGAUGGCGCUGCGAGCACGGUCCGGAGCAAGCUGUUCGACAAUGUGAAUGGACCAAAUAUAUGGCCAGACGCUUAUGACGGGAGAAGUCUGGUCACGGAAAGUUAUAAUGACUAUGUACGAGGCGUUGACAUCGAUCACAUCAGAGAAAUGCACCGAAAAUCAGUCACAGGUACGGAUGCCGGAUUCGGGAUGACAAAUCGUGCGAAUGUCUGGGCGGGCUCUGGUGUAGGGCUGGUGAACAAGCUGGAGAAUGCGGCAGAUAUUGUCGAAGAGGUCAGAUCAGGUGUCACGCAAAUCUUGAAGGAUGCCGCCGCCCGGCUGUAG
Molecule: messenger RNA, 1032 nt
Organism: Cladophialophora carrionii CBS 160.54
Lineage: Eukaryota; Fungi; Ascomycota; Eurotiomycetes; Chaetothyriales; Herpotrichiellaceae
Exons: 1
Coding region: 1-1032 (343 amino acids)
Molecular function (GO): nitronate monooxygenase activity
Source: RefSeq, a predicted model, not a curated record